UCCGUCUGGCUACAGUUUGCUACAAAUAAUUCUAGCAUCGAUAGCAGCAACGAUUCUCAUGAUUGUAGUUGUAGUUGGUAAUGUGCUAGUUAUAAUAGCCAUUGCCACUGAAAAAGCCCUGAAAAGCAUACCAAAUUGGUUUAUCGCUAGUCUAGCUGUUGCUGAUUUCUGUCUCGGUCUUGUUAUAAUGCCCUUUUCCCUGGCCAAUGAGAUCAUGGGCUAUUGGAUAUUUGGUUAUUGGUGGUGUGACGUAUACUCAGCGAUGGACGUGUUACUGUGCACUGCGAGCAUAAUGAAUCUAUGUCUCAUAAGUUUGGACAGAUUUUGGAGUAUAACACAUGCUGUGGCGUACCUCAAAAAGAGAACACCGGUACGUGCUGUACUCAUGAUAGCACUCGUAUGGUUGCUAUCAGCUCUAGUGUGUAUACCACCGUUACUUGGUUGGAAGAGGCCGAGGGUCGAGGAGGAGUAUCCAAAGUGCAUGUUGUCCGAGGAUAUUGGAUAUGUGCUGUAUUCGGCACUCGGUAGCUUCUACCUGCCAUCAUGUAUAAUGGUAUUUGUAUACAUAAGAAUAUAUUAUGCUGCCAAGCAGAGGGCGAGACGGGGUAUACGGAAGCAGCCGCGGCCGCGUCGAACAGCGCCUCCAGAGUCACCGGAUAUCCGUCAGACUAGUUUCACCCAGUUAACACCGGCAACAGACUCGAGACAGUCGCCGGGAAUUACCAUCAUCGAGAAUGUUGCCACCAUUGAGAGCCCCCAGGUGCAAAUACCCAUUGUAACGUGUGAUUAUGCAAGUGAUGUCAGCACUUCGGAGGCUGAUCCAACGGUCAAUCUUGCUUCCGAGGAGAAGGAUACGUUGAAGGUGGGAAUGCCGAUGCCAAUGCAAAAGCUCAAUCUCAAAGCAACCCUGUCAGCGAACGGUGAUGGAAAGCCAUCUCCAAAUGCACCAGCCCGUUGUCGUGCACCGAGUGUCGGAAUAGACGUAGACAUGGUUUCGGAAUUUGAGCCAUCAUCAUCGGACAGCGGAGUUGUGUCAAAGUGCGCUGCAGUGAAGCCCCUGAAGCUGCGGAUAUGUCGGCCAAUAUUCGGUAAGAAAGCAGUGGGCAAAGUAAAAAAGGAACCGAGUAAUGACCCUCGUCAUGGCAAUCGCGAUGGGAUUUCUGUUGAAGCAAAAACACCAAAAUACAGGGAUCCAGAGCGUGAGAAGCGACGAAUAGCCAGGAAAAAGGAGAAGAGAGCGACACUCAUAGUGGGCCUUAUAAUGGGCAGUUUCAUAGCCUGUUGGCUACCAUUUUUCUUUCUUUACAUUAUCAAACCCAUGCUACCGAGGGUAUCUAUUCCAGGACUCGCAUCCACCAUAGCAUUCUGGCUCGGUUACAUGAACUCCGCCCUCAAUCCAGUUAUAUACACUGUAUUCAACAAGGAUUUUCGCCGAGCGUUUCGCCGAAUAUUAUACAAAUGA
Fopius arisanus is the source of this 1462-nucleotide messenger RNA. It is a transcript of the gene Octalpha2R, whose product is annotated as alpha2-adrenergic-like octopamine receptor. Gene Ontology annotation, molecular function: G protein-coupled receptor activity. The record is from RefSeq and is a predicted model, not a curated record. NCBI's taxonomy places the organism in Eukaryota, Metazoa, Arthropoda, Insecta, Hymenoptera, Braconidae. The transcript has 3 exons. Gene Ontology annotation, biological process: adenylate cyclase-activating adrenergic receptor signaling pathway. The coding region runs from base 59 to 1462 and encodes 467 amino acids. Gene Ontology annotation, cellular component: plasma membrane.